Molecule: messenger RNA, 351 nt
Organism: Merops nubicus (carmine bee-eater)
Lineage: Eukaryota; Metazoa; Chordata; Aves; Coraciiformes; Meropidae
Product: sulfotransferase family cytosolic 1B member 1-like
Exons: 4
Biological process (GO): sulfation
Cellular component (GO): cytoplasm
Molecular function (GO): sulfotransferase activity
Source: RefSeq, a predicted model, not a curated record
GUGGUCACCUUCCCCAAAUCGGGCACCACCUGGGUCAGUGAGAUUGUGGACAUGAUCCUGCAAGGCGGCAAUGCCGAAAAAUGCAAGCGGGACAUUAUCACCAAGAGGGUGCCCAUGUUGGAGUUCUCCGCCCUCGGGGAGAUGCCGUCAGGGACAGACCUGCUGGCCACUAUGCCAUCGCCCCGUGUGGUGAAGACCCACUUGCCCACACAUAUCCUGCCCAAAUCCUUCUGGGAAAACCGCUGCAAGAUGAUCUAUGUGGGUCGCAACGCAAAGGAUGUGGCUGUCUCCUUCUACCACUUUGACCUGAUGAACAAGUUCCAGCCUCACCCUGGGACAUGGGCCCAGUAC